Didymella exigua CBS 183.55 is the source of this 1165-nucleotide messenger RNA. RefSeq lists its product as uncharacterized. The transcript has 3 exons. The record is from RefSeq and is a predicted model, not a curated record. Lineage: Eukaryota; Fungi; Ascomycota; Dothideomycetes; Pleosporales; Didymellaceae. The coding region runs from base 312 to 908 and encodes 198 amino acids.
UCCGACGCACAGACUCAUCGAAGCACUCUCGGAGGACUGAUAUAUGAAGCAUGGUUCAACCAUAUUCUUGCCAUUAAAGGUAGAAUCGCAUCGCGAAGUCGCAUAGCAGAAACGAAUACAAUUUUGUUGAUAUUCGCGGAAAUUGUUCUGAUAAUUGCAGUGAGUCAAAAGAAAAGGCUCGAGCCUGAGACAGCGCUUAGUGCCAGGUUAUGGUUGGUUAGGCCUCUGAUAGAUCGCCAUGUCUUAGUGCUAAUUAGGGGCGAACCGGCCGCGAUGAAGCAAGACUAGUGAGGGACAGCUGCGGCACGGUCAUGCACGUCUGGGGGGAAGUAAGACACGACUUUCCUUCCGCCAACAGCCCAGGCCAGCGACAGCCUAAAGCUGCUUUAUUCCACAUUACUAGGCGCAGGUCAACUGUCAUAGAUGCCUACAAAACAUUGAAAGCGAGCGUGAUGCUAGGUUUCAGGAAGAAGCUACGGAAGCUUACGCGAAAGGAGCUAGUCCCCGAAAGACCCCCUUUACAGACUUCAGUAUUGGCUUCCCCACGCGCUAAAACCUACGGCCUGUUUCUACUUAGUGAGGAUGUACCGCUUAACGAUUCGAAAGAGUCUGUAGGAGUGGAUAUCGUGGCUAUACAUGGUCUAAACGGAGACGCUUAUACAACAUGGCAACACGAGAAUGGAAAUCUAUGGCUUCGGGAGCUGCUUCUGAACGACCUUCCUGGGUUAUGGGUGUUCACCUACGGGUAUCUAUCUGAAUUGUUCUGGAGCAAUUCCGUAGCCACAUUACGAGACUACUCCCGAUAUCUCUUGAUGUCUCUAGCAGCCGUUUCGGGAGGCAGAGACCGUCCAAUCAUAUUUAUCUGUUAUAGUCUUGGGGGCAUAGUCUGCUCUUGUGUUAGCGCAUGAGGAUGGUCGCCAGUAUGCUGACAUACUCAAUGCUACUUCAGCCAUUAUUUUCUUUGGAACUCCACACCGUGGCUCCAAAGGAGCUGAUCUUGGUAAAGUUGUUGGUAAAGUAGUUAACAUGUGUCUACGCGCAUCACAAACAGCCAAUAUAGCAGGGACAAUAAGAGAUGACCUUCUCACCACUCUAGGGUCUAAUUCUUAAGCGCUGAGCGACCUCGCUAUCUCCUCUCGAAAUCGUCUGAAAGACUUGGAGAUCG